This is a messenger RNA of Protomyces lactucae-debilis, 1510 nucleotides long. RefSeq lists its product as uncharacterized. The record is from RefSeq and is a predicted model, not a curated record. Gene Ontology annotation, molecular function: zinc ion binding; transcription cis-regulatory region binding; DNA-binding transcription factor activity, RNA polymerase II-specific. Bases 213 to 1298 code for a protein of 361 amino acids. NCBI's taxonomy places the organism in Eukaryota, Fungi, Ascomycota, Taphrinomycetes, Taphrinales, Protomycetaceae. Gene Ontology annotation, biological process: positive regulation of transcription by RNA polymerase II. The transcript has a single exon. Gene Ontology annotation, cellular component: nucleus.
UAAUCUAUCAGUCUCAUACCUCGAAUGCGAAGACAGAGGCAAACACGGCGGCCAAGCGCAAGAGCCUCAUCGUUGUGGGUUGUCUUGUUGCGUUCAGCUGUCGUCACUUGGGCACUUUUCCAAUUUCAGGUUCAGCGACUCUCUCUAUACUCAUGUCUGCUCUACUCUGCUCUCUGCUCUAUUCUCUGACUUCUUCGCUAGCUUAGCUGUGGAUGCCGCGUGCUCUCAAUCAGGGCUGUCUUCAAUGUAAAGCCCGUCACCUGAAAUGCGACGAAGCCAUCCCCUCUUGCACUCACUGUGUCAAAUCGCAUCGAGGCUGUCGAUAUGCUGAUCCUGACAUGACCAAAGUACAGUUGCCUCUACUAGAAAAUCGUCAGCAGCUCCUACUACUGCUCAAAGAAUGGGUGGAAGAUACAUCUCGCAUCAUGGAUCCUGUAGAUGACCAGGCCACCUUUGCCCACCACGUCAGUAAGCUGGCCCUGACGAGUGGCCCUGUGCUGUAUGCUAUUUGCGCCGUUGUCUUGUUUCACCACGGUCGACUCGAGUCUAAAGCAGAACCCACUGAUGCUGCACAUGAGCUCUACAUGGCCGCAGUCACUGGACUGAAGGAGAUAUUGCACACCGAUAUUGCAACAGCACUCUUUUGUACAACAAUCCUGCGAGUCUAUCAAGAAUAUCAAGGACAGGCAGAAUUACAAAGCUCGUUGCAUCUCUCAGGUGCCGUUGCUCUACUACAUGCUGAUCGUAUGCGGCUCGAGACAACAGAUGCAGCCGUCUUUGCCAUCCUGCGACAAGAUCUUAGCAGUGCUCUAGCGCGUGGCUCACCAUUUGCGUUUCCCUGGCACCAGUACACUUCGCUCGGACCCGGUGCUCAGAGUGAUGCAGACCUGGCAAACGAUAUGUCUCUGCUGCUUGCCCAUCGGAUUGCAGCCAACACUCCAACGCAAGCAGUCAUGGUGGAUGAACGCAUUGCUAGCUGGCACCGGCGUCUGCCAAUCUCCUUCCAACCCAUCGAAAAGUGGAAGAGCGAAUAUGGACGAAUUGUCUAUCUCCAGUCUUGGCAUGCCAUAGCCAUGUCCACCUUCCAUGCUGCUCAGCUGUUGGCUCAGCCAGAAGAAUCACAUGCAUUGCACAUCAUCAGAACGGCACUCUACUCGUCGCAUUUGGGUGUCAAGGUCCAUCUAUGUGGCAUGAUGGCACUCUGCAAGCGACAUCUCUCACAGAGGCAUCAUGCCUACGUCGACCAGGUGAUUGCCUCGCUCGAGCAGGCCACCGGCUUCCAGGUCCAGAUGGGAUGACCAGCGAAGCUUCGUUCUCCGAAAAUCUCGGAUUUGAAAAUGUGGGGGCUGACAGCCUGACACACAGUUUCGCUUGUCACCGAGAAAAGAUAAAAGGGUGCCUCAUCCUCCCUCAUGUCUUGUCUAGUCAAUCAACUCUAACAUGAAUGCCAUUCGAACGCGCAAAGUCAAAGCUGUUGGCGACAUCUCUUCUGUGUUUGGAAGCCUCUCAG